AUGAGCGUGUCCAAUAGAUCCUCACGGCCAGCAGAUGCACGAAUAACGCGUAGUUCAAGAAGCGCUGAGUCACAGGACUCUGGAUCAGGCCGCUAUGGAAAACCGCGCAAAAAGCAGGCUGACUCGACCCUGGCUCAGGACCUCAGUCUGAUGAAUGUCAAUGGGCAAGGAGGCCUAAAUGCGAGUGUAGGAAAGCAGUUAGGUCAACGUCCUAGUGGUCCUUCUGCAAACAAAUCUGGUGGAGGUCUCGCAUCAGUCGCCCGCCUGAUGAAGAUGGGUCGCUGUAAGAAUGUGGUUGUGGUAGCCGGAGCCGGAAUCAGUACCGCCAGCGGAAUUCCCGAUUUCAGAACUCCAGGGACGGGCCUUUACGCAAACUUGGAGGCGUACAACAUCCCCUACCCGGAGGCCAUUUUUAACGUGGACUACUUCUCCAACGACCCACAGCCUUUCUUCUCUCUGGCCAAGGUGCUAUAUCCCGGCAGUCAUCAGCCUAACUACAUCCACUACUUUAUCCGCAUGCUACACCACAAAGGCCUGCUUCUCCGAAUGUACACGCAGAACAUCGAUGGCCUGGAGAAAUUGUGCGGUAUUCCAGAUGACAAACUAGUAGAAGCUCAUGGUAGUUUCACCACCGCUUCCUGUCACCUGUGCUACACGCCGUACCCCGCAGAAGAUGCUAAGCGCUUAAUCAUGAAUGGCAAUGUCCCCACGUGCACGUUCUGCACCGCCACGGUCAAACCUGAUGUGGUUUUCUUUGGCGAGGACCUUCCACAGAAGUACUUCCUUCACACUCAAGACUUCCCCAAAGCUGACCUACUUCUCGUCAUGGGGACUUCACUACAGAUAGAACCGUUUGCCAGCUUGGUGAACACUGUGCGUGCCACGGUGCCGCGUCUUCUCCUCAACCGGCAUGCUGUAGGCCCAUUUCAGAGGAUCCCGCUGCGUAGGGGUGAUCAUGUGGAACUGGGAGACCUGGAAGACACAGUGCGGCGGUUCGCCGAAAUGCUCGGUUGGAACAACGACAUAGUGGAGUUGAUGAAGAGUCAAGAACAAGAGCAGUGCAUCCCGACAUUGGUCAGUGGCAGAAGUGGAAAGCACCAAACCGGCAGCGACGAGUCAGACGUUGAGACUUGCAGCAAAUGCUCGGCCUCGUCCUGCCUAAGCUGA
Messenger RNA from Nerophis lumbriciformis (worm pipefish), 1167 nucleotides. The record is from RefSeq and is a predicted model, not a curated record. Lineage: Eukaryota; Metazoa; Chordata; Actinopteri; Syngnathiformes; Syngnathidae.